Molecule: messenger RNA, 693 nt
Organism: Urocitellus parryii (Arctic ground squirrel)
Lineage: Eukaryota; Metazoa; Chordata; Mammalia; Rodentia; Sciuridae
Source: RefSeq, a predicted model, not a curated record
UGUCAGAGGACAGCUCAAACCCGGGGAGCUUCCCUUCUUCAGCGGUUGCACAAUGGAAAUGCCUCACCUCCAAGAGUACCUAGCCCUCCACCCGCACCCGAACCCCCAUGGCCCUGUGGAGACCGGGGAGACCGGGGAGACCGGGGAGAUAAGCAGCAGGCCGUGGCUCGAGGUCGAGGGUUUCCUGGGAGACGAGGUACCCGUGGGGGCAACUUAGUGACUGGCACACAGCGUUUCCAGGAGGCCCUGAAGGAUCCUUUCACCUUGUGCCUUGCCAAUGUGCCUGGCCAGCCAGACCUCCGCCAUAUUGUCAUUGAUGGCAGCAAUGUGGCCAUGGUCCAUGGGCUCCAGCACUACUUCUCCAGCCGGGGCAUUGCCAUUGCUGURCAGUACUUCUGGGACCGUGGCCAUCGUGACAUAACCGUCUUUGUGCCUCAGUGGCGCUUCAGUAAGGAUGCCAAGGUUCGAGAGAGUCACUUCCUGCAAAAGCUGUACUCCCUCAGCUUGCUCUCCCUAACUCCCUCACGAGUCAUGGAUGGAAAAAGGAUCUCCUCCUAUGACGACAGGUUCAUGGUGAAGCUGGCAGAAGAGACCAACGGGAUCAUUGUCUCCAAUGACCAGUUCCGGGACUUGGCAGAGGAGUCUGACAAGUGGAUGGCAAUCAUCAGAGAGAAUAAUAGUCAACUUUCCUAG